AAUUACAAGCUGUCAGUGGAAAGUUAUCAACGGUACUUGAAUUUAAGAAUCAAAAUAUAAUAUUUUAAUAUUUACAGUGUUAAAAUUAAAUUUAUACAAUGGAAGAUGGCGAUAUUGAUCAACGUCUUAGGGAUUUACAAAGAGAAUACUUGGAGUUUUUGGAUGAUGAGGAGGACCAAGCGAUCUAUAUGGAAGCUGUAAAACAAAUGAUAGGAGACAAAUCGCAGCGUCUUGUUGUUAACGUAAAUGAUCUCAGGAGGAAGAACCCAGAGCGUGCUAAGAACUUACUGGAGAACGCUUUUGAGGAGCAAAUAGCGUUUCAGAAAGCCUUGAAAGAAUAUGUAUCAUCUAUCGACCCUACAUAUGCCAAAAUAAAGGAGGAGUUCUUUGUAGCCUUCUCGGGUAGUUUUGGAAACAAACAUGUUACUCCUAGGAGUUUAACGUCCAGGUUCUUAGGGAACUUGAUAUGUGUGGAAGGUAUUGUGACGAGGGUGUCCUUGGUUAGGCCAAAAGUAGUUAGAAGUGUACACUACUGCCCGACCACAAAGAAGGUAAUGGAACGUAAAUACACUGACCUCACCUCAUUUGAGGCAUUCCCGACCUCUGCUGUGUACCCCACCAAGGAUGAUGAUGGUAAUCCCCUAGAGACUGAAUAUGGUCUCUCCCGGUACAAGGACCACCAGACUAUAACAGUGCAGGAGAUGCCGGAGAAGGCACCAGCCGGCCAGCUGCCGAGGAGUGUUGAUAUAAUCUGUGAUGAUGAUCUGGUGGAUAAAUGCAAGCCUGGGGACAGGGUACAGGUUGUUGGCAACUACAGAUGUUUGCCAUCAAAACAGGGCAGUUUUACAGCGGGUACAUUCAGAACAAUACUAAUAGCCAACAACAUAACACAAAUAAACAAGGAUAUGAAUCCGAACAUUACAUUGGAAGACAUCAAACUGUGCAAGCGGCUGGCGAAGCGUACCAAUGUGGACAUGUUUGAGAUGCUGAGCAAGUCACUGGCGCCUUCUAUACACGGCCACGAUUUUAUAAAGAGAGCCAUUCUUUGCUUGUUGCUCGGUGGGAUGGAGAAGAUAUUGCCCAAUGGCACUAGACUUAGGGGUGACAUCAACAUACUGUUAAUCGGCGACCCGUCAGUGGCGAAAUCACAGUUACUCCGUUACGUGCUGAUGACGGCGCCUCGUGCUAUCACCACCACCGGCCGAGGGUCCUCCGGCGUGGGCCUCACCGCAGCAGUCACCACCGACCCCGACACAGGAGACAGACGACUGGAGGCCGGCGCGAUGGUGCUGGCGGACCGCGGCGUGGUGUGCAUCGACGAGUUCGACAAGAUGUCGGACGUGGACCGCACCGCCAUCCACGAGGUCAUGGAGCAGGGCCGCGUCACCAUCGCCAAGGCGGGCGUGCACGCCGCCCUCAACGCGCGCUGCUCAGUACUAGCUGCAGCCAACCCCGUCUACGGCAGGUACGAUCAAUACAAGACGCCGAUGGAGAAUAUCGGGCUCCAGGACUCGUUGCUGUCGCGUUUCGACCUUCUGUUCGUGAUGCUGGACAUCGCUGAUGCGGAUCACGACAAUAUGAUAUCUGAACAUGUACUGAGAAUGCACAGAUACAGAAAUCCAAAAGAGCAGGAUGGGGAAGUUUUACCCAUGGGCUCAACUGUUGAAAUGCUCUCAACCGAAAAUCCCGAUACUGAUGAAGUGGAGGAUUCAAAUGAGUCCAUUUAUGAGAAGUAUGACCCCCUGCUGCACGGUAAUACUCGCAGGAAGAAGGACCAGAUCCUGAGCACGAAGUUUAUGCGCAAGUACAUCCACAUUGCACGUCUAAUGAAGCCGAAACUCACGCAGGAGGCGUCCGACGUCAUCGCUGAUGAGUACGCCAGACUGAGGAACCAGGAUAUGAUGGACAGCGAUGUGGCCAGGACGCAGCCCGUGACGGCGCGUACGCUGGAGACGUUGAUUCGGGUGGCGACCGCGCACGCCAAGUGCCGCCUGAGCUUCCAAGUCACACAAGACGACGCUCUCGCGGCCAUUGAGCUCGUCCAGUAUGCAUACUUCAAGAAGGUACUAACAAAGGAGAAACGUCGUAAGCGUCGCGCGUCCUCAGACGGCGAGGACGAGGCUGCCAGGAACGCCACCCCACGCGCCAAGAGAACCCGCAGAGCGGAUGGUGAGAGCGAAGAUCCUUACCAGUUCUCGUCUGACGAAGAAGCAGAGCCGAUGCUACGGGCGGCACACUCCUCGCAGCCUGAACCCUCACAGCGAACGACCAGAUCCUCACAGAAGACUAUAGACGCUAACAGACUGGGUCAGUUCAAGAGCGCUCUCCAGCAACUGUUCCGGGAUGAACGCGUCAACAUGCUGCCCCUCGAGCGUAUCACGACUUACAUGAACGAGAAAUACUCGCACGAGACGUUCGACUCUGAUGAGAUACAAGCGGCGCUGGAGCGCAUGACUGUAGACAACCAGGUCAUGAUGGCAGACGAUAUCGUAUUUUUAAUUUAAGCCUUCUACUCAUCCGUUAUAUGUUAAGUCAUAUAAUUAAUAUGUCAGCACCUUUUUUAAUAGUCAUGUUAUUUUAGCUAACUAUAAACCUUUUAUAGUUUUGCAGCGCCACCGUCCAAAAGCUGCAAGUCCGGUCACAAUCUUGACAGCUAGGACAUUUGUUUUAUAAAAAAGGCAGUUAAUCUUUUUACAGUGAAAAAUUAAAAAAAACUAUUUUUUAUUUAUAUAAAGUUUAAUUAAUAAAUAUUGGGUUGUAGUAUAUUUAUUAAUACCUAUACUUUAUGAAUUUUCUGAUUAUGCGUUUUAAAUAAACACCCACACAUGAUUUCUAAGUAACCUAUAAAAAUGGGUAAUUAAAAUUAAUUUCAAAUAGUGCCCCAACCCUAUUUAAAAAUUGCAAAAACCUGGUAACUUUGCUAAUGUCAAAUUUGUCUCCGAGAUUAAAAACAGACUAUAAUCACUGGUUAUAUGUUAAGUUAAGUCGGUGUUAUGAAACCAUGAGUUUCAUUUUAUAGUAUGUAGAGAUGAAGCUAAUGAUUUGUAAACAAAAUAAUUAGGAUGAUUGGGAAAAAAAAUAACACAUUAUUUUUAAGUUGAACUUCGUGUUCAAAAUUCGAUUAUUAUAAGCAUUAUGAUCGUAAAUUAAGAUCUAAUCAUAAAU
This is a messenger RNA of Achroia grisella, 3165 nucleotides long. It is a transcript of the gene Mcm3, whose product is annotated as DNA replication licensing factor Mcm3. The transcript is spliced from 14 exons. Gene Ontology annotation, molecular function: ATP hydrolysis activity; ATP binding; single-stranded DNA binding. Gene Ontology annotation, biological process: mitotic DNA replication initiation; double-strand break repair via break-induced replication; DNA replication. The record is from RefSeq and is a predicted model, not a curated record. The coding region runs from base 99 to 2504 and encodes 801 amino acids. NCBI's taxonomy places the organism in Eukaryota, Metazoa, Arthropoda, Insecta, Lepidoptera, Pyralidae. Gene Ontology annotation, cellular component: MCM complex; nucleus.